AUGAAAAAAUUCGAAUCAGCAAACCUUUAUUCACUUUUAGCACCUGAUGAUACUGACGACGCACAAAGCGAGGAGUCAGAGUCCUCUAAAGUAACUGAUAAAGUUACUGAUGCAAAUGGCCAUUCUAGAUGUACAAAAAGAAAGCCAGAUGAUGAAAGCGGUGAACAUCCAAAACAAAAAAAGAAACAAAAAAGCAAAUCGACCAAUCAACCUGUUCCACCAGCUUCGAAUGCCACCAAUACACCAACUACAUCUACUACACGACCUUCCCAAGAUGACUAUUUCGAGAAGAAAAUUGAAGAAAAUAGAUUAAAGCAUUCACUAGGCCAAACACCUCUAAACCUUGGUGAUUCUUUCAAUCCUUUUAUUAAACUUAAAAAUCCAUUAUCAUCUAUAGUAAAAUGUUGUUAUCGGGUUUAUGAAUCUAUUAUCAAAGGAUCGGAUAAAAAUCUUUACGAAUGUCAAGGUUGUACAUUAUUUGAUCAAUGUGAUAUCAAUAUUAUCCGCUACCAUGAAAAACCAUUAAUCCCGAUACAUAGCAAAGAAAAUAAACCAAAGAAUAGGAAUUCUAAACCAAAUUUCAAACAAAUUGAAAAUUUUGGGGAGCCAUUAGAUCCAUCGGACCUUCUUAAGAGUUAUAAUGGUCCCAGUGGUAUUAAUAAUAAUCUUAAGCCCCGCAAAAAUAAUGGUAAGUUGUAA
Racocetra fulgida is the source of this 699-nucleotide messenger RNA. NCBI's taxonomy places the organism in Eukaryota, Fungi, Glomeromycota, Glomeromycetes, Diversisporales, Gigasporaceae. The record is from the annotation of a GenBank genome assembly.